Messenger RNA from Mesoplodon densirostris (Blainville's beaked whale), 5471 nucleotides. It is a transcript of the gene SH3TC2, whose product is annotated as SH3 domain and tetratricopeptide repeats 2. The record is from RefSeq and is a predicted model, not a curated record. NCBI's taxonomy places the organism in Eukaryota, Metazoa, Chordata, Mammalia, Artiodactyla, Ziphiidae. The transcript has 17 exons. The coding region runs from base 164 to 4054 and encodes 1296 amino acids. Gene Ontology annotation, molecular function: protein binding. Gene Ontology annotation, cellular component: recycling endosome. Gene Ontology annotation, biological process: regulation of ERBB signaling pathway; regulation of intracellular protein transport.
CGCAGCCAGGAUAUCAAAGACUGCAUUGUACAUUGAGCGGGACUCGGUCCCUCGUGUGCCAGGGAGGAGGUGGGAGGAGGGACACCGCUGGGAGGCUGUCCCCUCCCAGUGCUCCUCUGGCUGGUGUUCCCAGGGGCCUUGGCCCGGGGAGGAUGGUGCACACAUGGGUGGCUGCUUCUGCAUCCCUUGGGAGCCGAGUCUGUCCUGGGGGCCAGGUAAAGAAACUUCUUCCAAGGAUCCAACCAUAUCCAGUGAGAUUAUAUCCUCAUCUGAAAACAAGGAAAAAUGUUUCCUGCCACAGAAUAUGACUCCAGAUCUGACGCUCUCCUUCAGUGUGAAGAGCCGCUCCAGGAGGUGUGUAAAUGGCCCCUUGCAAGAAGCAGCCAGGAGGCGGCUCUGGGCUCUGGAGAAUGAGGACCAGGAGGUGCGUGCAUUGUUUAAGGACCUCUCAGCCAGGUUGGUGUGUAUCCAGUCCCAGAAGGCCCAGUUCCUCAUUACCUUCAAGACCAUGGAGGAAAUCUGGAAGUUCUCCACCUACCUGAACUUAGGCUACGUAUCCAUGUGUCUGGAGCAUCUCCUCUUUGACCACAAGUACUGGCUUAACUGCCGACUGGUGGAGGAUACAGAGAUCCACGUGUCAGUAGAUGAUAAACACCUGGAAACAAUAUACCUGGGACUUGUGAUCCAGGAAGAGCUUUUCUCAUUCUCUGCAGGUCACUUCUUCUGCAGAGCCACGUGCUCCAUGGCUCAGCCAGCUGAGAAGGAAGGGGAGUAUUUGCCACUUUGCAAGAAUGAGUUAAUCUCGGUGAAGACAGCUGAAGGCGAGUUCGAGUGGGAAGGCAUGUCCUUGGUGACGGGUCAGCGGGGCUUGGUGCCGGUGUCAGCCUUGGAACCCCUGCCUCUCCCUUUCCACCAAUGGUUCCUAAAGAAUUAUCCAGGAAGCUGUGGCCUUUCCAGGAAGAGGGAUUGGACAGGCUCCUAUCAGAUCGGUAGAGGAAAAUGUAAGGCCUGGAAGGAAUACGAGAGGGAAGAAAAGGAUGAACUGAAUUUCCUCCAGGGAGAAAGCAUUGAGAUCAUCGGCUUUGUCAUUCCUGGGCUUCAGUGGUUCAUUGGGAAGUCAGCGCUCUCAGGAGAAGUGGGCUUUGUCCCCACCAGAAACAUAGAUCCUGAUUCUUAUUCCCCAAUGAGCAAGAACUCCACCUUUUUCAGUGAUGAGGAAAGAUGCUCUCUGGGGGUCCCGGGAAGUGACAGGAAAGCUGAGUGUGCCAGCUUCCUCCACACGCUUGCUCAGACUGACAUAACAUCUGUCUACCGGCUUAGUGGGUUUGAAUCCAUCCAGAGUCUUCCAAACGAUCUGAGCGCGUCCCAGCCCGAAGGCUUCAAGGAGACCCGGCCUGGUGGAGCCUGGGAGGAGCAUCAGGCCAUGGGCUCCAGACAGUCCAGCAGCUCCGAGGACUCCAGCCUGGAGGAGGAGCUCCUUUCAGCCGCCUCAGACACCUAUCACCUGCCAGAGCCUGAUGACCUCGAUGACCCGGAGCUGCUCAUGGACCUGAACACCGGUCAGGAGGAGGAGGAGGCUGAGAACUUCACCCCCAUAUUGGCUUUUCUGGAUCACGAGGGUUAUGCUGACCACUUUAAGAGCCUCUAUGAUUUUUCCUUCUCUUUCCUCACGACUUCCUUCUACAGCUACUCUGAGGAGGAUGAGCUCGUGGCCUACCUGGAGGCCUCGAGGAAGUGGGCCAAACGGAGCCACAUGACCUGGGCCCAUGCCCGGCUCUGCUUCCUCCUGGGCCGGCUAAGCGUUAGGAAGGUCAAACUCUCUCAGGCCAGGGUGUACUUUGAGGAGGCCAUCCACAUUCUCAAUGGGGCAUUUAAGGACCUAUCCUUGGUGGCUGCCCUGUACAUCAAUUUGGCGGCCAUCUACCUGAGGCAGAGGCUGAGGCAUAAAGGCUCGGGCCUGUUGGAAAAGGCAGGUGCCAUGUUGGUCUGCCUGCCUGACCGGGAGUAUAGUGCCAAGAGUGAGCUGGAUGUGGUGGCCUAUGUGCUGAGACAGGGCAUCGUGUCAGGCAGCUGCCCCCUGGAGGCCAGAGCCUGCUUCCUGGCCGUCCGAUUGCUCCUAAUCCUCGGCCGGCACGACGAGGUCCUGCCCUUCGCUGAGCGCCUGCAGCUCCUCUCUGGACACCCUCCCACGUUGGAUGCUGCAGCCACUAUCUUGAGUUUUCUCUAUGACAAGAAAUACCUGCCACACCUUGCGGUGGCUUCUGUCCGGCAACGUGGUACUCAGAGCACCCAAGGGAUGGCCCUUCCAAUUUGGCAGGUCCACCUGGUCCUCCAGAACACCACCAAGCUCCUUGGCAUCCCCUCCCCAAGCUGGGGUGAAGUUUCUGCCCUGGCGUGCCCAGCACUCAGGCAGGCACUGGCUGCCUGUGAGGAGCAGGUGGAUCAGAGCACCCAGAGGACGCUGUGUCUCAUCCUGUCCAAAGUGUACCUCCAACAUAGGUCUCCUGAUGGCGCCAUCCACUACCUGAGCCAAGCCUUGAUGCUAGGCCAGCUGCUGAGUGAGCAGGAAGCUUUUGAGUCUUCCCUCUGCUUGGCAUGGGCCUAUCUCUUAGCCAGCCAGGCAAAGAAGGCUUUGGACAUCCUUGAGCCACUCUUACACUCCCUGAAGGGGACAGAGAGUGUUACCCAAAAGGGAGUGGUCCAUAACCUCCUGGGACUCGCACUUCAAGGUGAAGGCCGGGUGAACAGGGCAGCCAACAGCUAUCUUCGGGCCUUGAACAGAGCUCAGGAGGCAAGGGAUAUGCGCAACCAGGCGGUGGCUUUGGCCAAUCUUGGCCAUCUGACCCUUAAAUCCUGGACUCAGCAGCCAGCCAGGGACUGUCUUCUGCAGGCUGUGCAACUCUAUUCUAAACUCCAGGCCAGCAUGGAGACAGACAUGGAAUUAGUACAGGUGCUUCUCUGGUUGGCCCAAGUUGAGGUGUAUCGACACCAGCUGGCCAGUGGCCGCUUUUGUUACGAAAUGGCAUUGCUGUUUGGAUUAAGGCAUCAACACCUGAAGAGUCAGCUUCAGGUCACCAAAUCCCUCUGCCAUUUCUACAGCUCUGUGUCCCCAAGCCCCGAGGCAUGUAUCACCUACCACGAACACUGGCUGGCCCUGGCUCAGCAACUGAGGGACCGGGAGAUGGAGGGGAGGCUGCUGGAGUCCCUUGGGCAGCUCUAUCGGAACCUAAAUACGGCCAGGUCCCUUAGGAGGUCCCUCACCUGCAUCAAGGAGAGCCUGCGUAUCUUCGUCGACCUGGGGGAGAGAGACAAGGCUGCUGAGGCCUGGCUUGGGGCUGGGCGACUCCACUACCUCAUGCAGGAAGACGAGCUGGUGGAGCUGUACCUACAGGCAGCCAUCCAGAAAGCCCUGAAGUCAGAGGAGCCCUCCCUGGCUCUCAGGCUCUACGAGGAAGCAGGUGAUGUGUUCUUCAAUGGGACCCGCCACAGGCAUCGUGCGGUGGAGUAUUAUCGAGCUGGGGCUGUUCCCUUAGCAAGGAGAAUGAAGGCAGUGAGAACCGAGCUCCGGAUUUUCAACAAGCUGACAGAGCUGCAGAUCAGCCUGGAAGGCUAUGAGAAGGCUUUGGAAUUUGCCACCUUGGCGGCCAGACUCAGCACAGUCGCAGGAGAUCAGAGGCAGGAGCUGGUGGCCUUCCACCGUCUGGCGACUGUGUACUAUUCCCUGCACAUGUACGAGAUGGCUGAGGACUGCUACCUGAAGACUCUGUCGCUCUGUCCACCCUGGUUGCAGAGCCCCAAGGAGGCCUUAUACUAUGCCAAGGUGUAUUAUCGCCUGGGCCAACUCACCUUCUACCAGCUGAAGGAUGCCCAUGAUGCCACUGAAUACUUCUGGCUGGCCCUGGCUGCAGCAGUCCUGCUGGGUGACGAGGAGCUGCAGGACAUCAUUAGGACCAGGCUGGACUACAUCCGCCAGAGCCCCCUCUGGCAUAGCAGCCUCUCUGGGCGCUCCUCAGAGAGGGCGCGGUGGCUGAGUGGCGGGGGCCUGGCCCUCUGAGAACAGCUGUCCCAUCUCCAACCAGUUGCCAUGGUCAGAAGCUACCUCUCUGCUCUAGGCUCUUAAUCUGGGGGUGGGGUUCAAGUCAUCACCUGGCCCAGCCUCUCAUCUCAGAAUGGGAAGAGCAUAGUCCAGAGGGAGAGGGCUCAUUCCAGGUCACACAAGGCAUGGACGGUGGAGCAGGGAUUAGGAGUCCUGGCUUUGUGUCUAGAACCUUUCCAGUAGACUGUGGCCCUUCCACACAUACAGACCCUGAAAUGCACUUUCUAGACACACAGUUCUAGAGAAAAUGAGACCCCUGCCCCUAGAAAAGCUGUCUCCUUCCCUCAGUGAAGAAAUGAGGCAUUGCACUGGAGAGAAGACCAGCCCAUUGGACUUUGUUCCCUUCAUUGACUUUUCUCAGGGAAAGACCCCUCCCCUUGCCAGCAGAGAAGCUAGUCAUUUGUUUUUUUUCUCUCUUCAACCAGAGGGGGUGCCACUCCUCCUGUCACGGGGACUGGCAGGCGGGAAUUCACCAAGCUAUUAGCUCAAAAGACACAGCCUCAGAAUGGCCAGGUGGAGUGCACAGGAGGUGAGGUCUGAUGUGGAGGCACCAUCUCCAUCCUGCCCCGAGGCUCUGCUCCCUCAUAACCUCCCAUAAACCCAGGAGAAGGCUCCCAAGGGUCAAAGCCUAAAAACUGAGCACUAAGGAAGUUAUGACAUAAAUUACAUGUAAAUAGUGUAUAUUAUUAAAUAUUGCUCAUUUACGUUUAUUCACACAUUUGUCUCCUUAAUAAGAGGGAAGAUGAAAACUAGUUAGUUUUGCAUAUUUUAUUAAUUAUAUAUGAGUCACUAGGUCCGGCCCACACAGAGAGCGAGGGAAUUACCAAGGGUGUGGAUGCCAGGAGGUGGGGAGAAGCUGCCUACCACAGUAUAUGAGUCCCUUGAUGACGGAAUCAGGAAUUUGCUAAGGCAGUGAGCUCCAAGUAUGGUCCACUGACUGGCUGGGCCAGCAACAUCAGCGUCACCUCUGAGAUUGUUUGAAAUGCAAAUUUCAGGCUCCACCUAAGACCUCUGAAGCACAGUCUCUGGGGCCAAGGAUCCCUGGCUUUACCCUGUUUUCCAGGUGAUUCUAAUGCACACUGAAGCACAAGAAGCACUCCUCUGGAACCAUGGUUCUCAGAGAAUGUGAAAAGGAAUCACCUGCGGAACUUUCAGAAAAUGAACUUUCUGGUUCUUACCCCAAUAAUUCUGAUUCAGUAGGCCUGGGAGACACCCCAGGAACAUGCAUUAUUAACGAGCAUCUUGAAUGACCCUGAUGCUGAUGGUUCACUCUUGCUCGGAAAUGUGGAAACAUGUAAGAUCUAGCUAUAGGGAUCGCCAUCUGACCCCCACCAGCUUAGAUUUACUGUAAAACCCUCUGCCCUUACUUUCUGGC